AUGGGGUCAGACCGUCUCCAUGGUGGCCGAGGCCUGCACCAUCGCGGUGGCCUUGGCACCCAUAGGGUCACGGUACGGCCCGGUCACUUGUGGUACCACCCAGGAAUCGUCCCUAUCCCCGCUUCUGCCCUCCUCUAUAUAGCCGAACUACUACUGCAGGGCCCCGGAGACGAUCGAGGUGAUGCACGUCACCCGACGGGGCGAGAUCCACGGACCUGUGGUGGUCCACGACGUCCUUACCAUUCACCCGAUCACCACAGCAGAGAGGGCAGGCUAUCAGCCAGCCUCUACGGUGGCUUGGUGUCCACUUCGACAGGAAGAUGCGUCUAG
This is a messenger RNA of Penicillium canescens, 330 nucleotides long. RefSeq lists its product as uncharacterized. Bases 1 to 330 code for a protein of 109 amino acids. The record is from RefSeq and is a predicted model, not a curated record. Lineage: Eukaryota; Fungi; Ascomycota; Eurotiomycetes; Eurotiales; Aspergillaceae. The transcript has a single exon.